Molecule: messenger RNA, 2202 nt
Organism: Python bivittatus (Burmese python)
Lineage: Eukaryota; Metazoa; Chordata; Lepidosauria; Squamata; Pythonidae
Source: RefSeq, a predicted model, not a curated record
AUGCUCCGGACCCCCUUGGCAACAGAACUCCGACUAGUGGGGUCCAGAAGUUACGGAUGUCCUACUUAUCUUCUCUUUCUCCUGUUUCUUUUCCAGCUUGUUGCUUUAGAGAGACAAGUGUUUGAUUUUCUGGGAUACCAAUGGGCUCCAAUUCUGGCCAAUUUCCUCCACAUCAUCAUGGUUAUCCUGGGCUUGUUCGGGACAAUCCAGUACAGACCACGCUACAUUGUGGUGUACGCCAUCUGGACAGCCAUUUGGGUCACCUGGAACAUUUUCAUCAUCUGCUUUUAUUUGGAAGUUGGCGGUCUUUCGAAGGACAGUGAACUUUUGACUUUCAACAUCUCCCAACACCAGUCAUGGUGGAGUGAGAACGGUCCUGGUUGUGUAAGGAAGGAGACACCCAUGAUCGGCAUCAAAGGUCUGGACAGCCAUUCAUACGUCUCUGUGAUCGGUUGUGCGUUGGAAUACCGUUACAUCGAGGUCAUGCACAGCGCACUGCAGAUUCUGGUGGCGCUGGUGGGAUUCGUGUAUGCCUGUUAUGUUGUCAGUGUUUUUACAGAAGAAGAAGACAGCUUUGAUUUCAUUGGUGGAUUUGACCCAUUCCCUCUCUACCAUGUUAAUGAAAAGCCUUCCAAUCUUUUGUUCAAGCAGACAUAUCUGCCUGCAUAAGUGACAAGGAUCCAGUGACUGGACAGGCGGAAAGCAUCCAUCCACAACGAAAGGCCAAAUGUUCAGCCAGGUGCCAGCGGCAGCCAAGGAAUGGGAGAUGAGAUGCCUUCUACUUUAAAGAGCCCGCCUCCAUGGGAUUACUAUCCUGUACUUGGUCCUUCACACCAACUUAUUGUCUUGCUGGCACCUACUCAGAUGAUGCCUCAUUAGUGGAUGUGUAGGUUUUGUUAUGAAUGAAUGAAAUGGAAAGAUGAUUUCCUUCUUCCUCUCCCACCCCCACUCAUGCCCUACCUUCACUCCACUGGGAGUAUGAAGAGAACGUUUGGAAAAUACAUAUUUGACUCUUUUCUUCUGUACGAAAAUAAAAUGCACCGCCUCUGGAUAUUUCGAGGCAUAAACUUUGUUAUUAUCAGUGGACUGAUUCCCACUCCCCCUCAACCCCCACCUACCCUGAACAAUCUCACUUUGUAGUUUCCGUUAAUGGACAAGCUAUUAAUUAAAAGUAUCUGUUCCUGGGAAUUUUUCUAAGUGUCAUAGAAAAAGGAUUUGGGACAGUCCAAUCCUUAAAUUCCCCACUUGCUCUCUUUCUACCAUCAAGUACCACUAACUAAUCUUCACUUAGGACAACUAAAAUUGGUUGGAAACUUCCCUGGCUUCUAGGCAAGCAAAAUAGUCCUGUUAAAACCAUAGAUGAGGUGCCGGAUUUAUCUCCAAUCAAUUAAGAAGGUGUCUUGACUUGAUCAUCCGUUAUUGCAUUUUCAUUUAAAAGAAACAUGUGCUAGUUGAAUAAUCAAAACCAAAGGCUUCAGAUAUGAACAUCUAGGGAAAAAAUUAAGGUUACACACAAGACCACAACACUUGGCACCUUGCAUGGCUGUAUGUCAAUGUUGGAUUAGCAACAUCUCUACCACUUUUUAAUUGGAGAUGCCACAAACUGAACCUGGGUCCUUUUGCAUCUUGUGUCACAAAGCUGCGUGACCCAAUUGCAGAUUUGUUAGCACUGUUAUGACAGGCCUACAGUUUUCCACAAUGUGUAUUGCAGUGAACCUUUAAGGAUGAAGAUUGAGGAGCGGAGGAAGGGAAAACGCAGAAGUGGCCCAUUGUUUUUAAUGGUGGUGUUAGUAAAGACUCCCAUGAGUUGAGCUUGACUCUUUAAUGUCGUCAUGGACCCAACUAUACAGUUUUCUUGGCAACAAUGUUGAAGUGCUUCAUCAAUGCCUUCUUUCAGCAUGUUCGGUUGACUUUGUACUUGAGCUUACAGCCCUGGUACUCCUGGAUGGUUUCCCAUCCAAGUCUUAACUGAGGAUGAUUAGUUAAGCUUAGUUUCUGAAUCCAAACAAGGUCACCUAGAUGCUGUUAUCUGUUGAGAUGCAAUCUUCAUUUUACCAGCAAAAUAUAUAUUAACAUCUAGGAUGUGGAACCUACGGUCAAUUGGGCCACAUAGAGUGGUACAGGCUAAGAUUCCGACCAUCCAGUUCUUCCACAACCAUAGACCCUGCCACAUCAUGCAUCACUCCACAGCGGUGAGCAUUG